UAUUGAAAUUUUCCUCGAAAAGCUUCAACAGUCAUUCCUGAUCAAGUAAUGAAAAGUGACCCAAUGUCAGGCCUUCAUGUGGUGACAGUGAGCAUGCGCAAAAAACACCCGCUUCCCAAGUAAUUUUGGAUAAAUAUUUUUUAUACAGAUAAAUAGAAAAACUGGAGAACCAUACAUUUAAGAAGGGGUUAUUUGCAUAACUUGAAGUGACAAGGAUAUUGAAUAGUCAAGCGUUUCUGUCCUCCAGCAGCACUUGUUUUUGAAGGUAACAGUGUGAUGGAUAUGGUUUGGUUAGUUUUCGUGGUAACCAUGGUGACUGUUGUCUCAGCUUCAGUUUUCCCAAAUCUUGACCAUAUUAGUCCCUCAGCCAGUUUGGAGGACCAGCGCCAUGCAGCACAGGAAUUAAUAUUUCGAGUACUUGGUUCGAGUUCAGGUAGUUUUAAAGUUGACAUCAUCACAAACAAUGAUCAGGAAUAUAGAGACACUUUCAAUUUGGUCUCAGAUGGCAAUAAUGUGACAAUAUCAGCAACUUCAGGUGUUGCCGCGGCAAUGGGUUUCUAUUAUUUCCUGAAGACAAAAUGCGGGUGUCAAUUUACCUGGGCCGGGGAGCAGCUGAGCCUUCCUAGUCCACUUCCUGUGAUCUCCAAACCUGGUAUCACUGUAACAACAAAUGAUAGAUUUCGUUACUACCAGAACGUGUGCACACCCAGUUACUCGUUUGUUUGGUGGGAUUGGGAGAGAUGGCAGCGACAUAUAGAUUGGAUGGCAAUGAAUGGUAUCAAUCUACCACUGGCAUUUACAGGACAGGAAGCUAUAUUUCAGAGGGUUUAUAGAAAACUAGGAUUUACAGAUGAACAACUUCAGCAUCAUUUUGGAGGACCAGCCUUUCUUGCAUGGGCAAGAAUGGGUAACAUGCAAGGAUGGGGUGGGCCGCUACCUCAGACCUGGAUAACUGAUCAGCUGACCCUUCAGAAAAAAAUCCUUGGUCGUAUGAGAGAGUUAGGGAUGACACCUGUACUGCCAGGUUUUGCUGGUCAUGUGCCCAUGUCCAUAACCAAGAUAUAUCCGAAUGUCAAGGUCAGUCGACUCAGUGAUUGGGGACAUUUCAACCAGACCUACUGCUGUACAUAUUUGCUGGAUUUUCAAGAACCUCUUUUCCAACAGAUUGGCACAGCCUUUAUACAAGAGAUGCAGUCUGAGUUUGGAGUGGAUCAUGUGUACAAUGCUGACUCCUUCAAUGAAAUGAAUCCAUCAUCAAAUGAUACAAGCUAUAUAAGGUCAGCAGGAAAAUCUGUUUACAGUGCCAUGACUGCUGCAGAUCCUCAAGCUGUAUGGUUGAUGCAAGGCUGGUUGUUUCUUCUGUCGGGAGCCUCAUUCUGGCAACCAGAACAAACAAAAGCUUUGUUGACCUCAGUUCCACAGGGUAGAAUGAUAGUCCUGGAUCUGUUUGCUGAAGUGUUACCAGUCUAUAAAUCCACCCAUUCAUUCUAUGGACAGCCAUUUAUAUGGUGUAUGUUGCACAAUUUUGGAGGCACUAUGGAGCUCUAUGGAGUGAUAGAUAAUGUAAAUGAGGGGCCAUUUAAUGCUAGAAAGUUUGUCAACAGUACAAUGAUAGGAACAGGUCUGACCCCAGAAGGGAUUUUCCAGAACGAAGUCAUGUAUGAAAUUAUGAAUGAAAAUGCCUAUGCAGCAAGUCCUAGAAACCUCACUGAAUGGUUCUCUGACUUUGCAAGGAACAGGUAUGGGAAGUAUAACCAAGAUGCUGAUCAAGCAUGGCAGUUGUUAAAGCAUACGGUAUACAACUGUACUGACACACAUAGCAAUGGUUGGGUGAAUGUUUUACCAACACAGAAGCCGAGACUUGCUCUAUGGCAAGAUAUCAGUGUAUAUAACAACACAGAUAUGAUGACAGACCAUAGUAAAAAUGUGAUACCAACCUCUAGGCCAAAUAUCAAGCCACAUAUACCAGAUAUUUGGUAUAACCCUGAACAAUUAUACAGUGCCUGGAAUCACAUGGUAAAAGCUUCAAAUUUGCUUGGUAACAGCAGUCUGUUUAGGUAUGAUUUGGUAGAUAUAGCAAGGAACAGUCUACAAGUAAUCUCUACAAAGUUUUACACAGAGGCGAUAGCAGCUUACAAAGAGAAAGACAAAGAUAUGUUGAAAACAGCCAGCAAGGAUCUCCUUGAGAUACUUAAUGAUAUGGAAGUGUUGCUGGGCUCUGACAUUCACUUCGUGCUGGGUCCCUGGAUCAGAGAUGCCAGGAAACAUGGACAUACUGUAGCAGAACAAAAUUUGAUGGAAUAUAAUGCCAGGAACCAGAUUACAUUGUGGGGACCAAACGGGGAGAUACGAGAUUAUGCUGCAAAGCAGUGGUCUGGACUGCUCUCUGGAUAUUAUACAAAAAGGUGGCAGAUGUUCCUUGGCAAUCUUCAGCAGUGUUUAGAAAAGGAUAAACCAUUUAGACAGAAGUCAUUUGAUAAUGCAGUGUUGGAAUCUGUGGAAAAACCUUUCACAUUUGACAGAUCACCGGUUCCAAUUACACCUACAGGAGAUUCUGUGAAGAUUGCAAGUGAUUUGUAUAAGAAAUAUGUUCCCACAAUGCAAUCUGGUUUUUACCGCCACCUUAAGGAUUGGUCACAACAAGGCUGGAAGAAUUAUUCGAUGCUGUCUCUGAACUGGGUCAAGAAGAAAAUUAAUGGCAGCUUGAAAGAACGAGGCACAGUUCAUUCCAUGAUAUGUUGUAGGACCACAUGUUUAUGUUAAAACAUUGCUGUGAUAUUUUAAUGUAUCAACGUGACAAACAGCCCUAUCUGAUGGCUCUAACUCAUAUGUGCAUGUAUACCUUUAUAGCUCACCUGAACUUUGUUCAGGAUGAGGUAUUAAUAUAGUUGGAUUGACCAUUGUCCAGCAUUCUGCUUCAUCAUAAACAAUUUUUCCGUUGGAAACUGCUUGUCAGAAUUAUGCUAAACCUGAUCUAUAUUAUCCUGGCACAGACCUCUCUCAAGUUUAUUCAAGGGGAAAAAAUGUAAACAAUUUAUAUAUAUUAUCAAAUAGAAUCUACCGCUUUACUUGCAUAUUUUUGUGUCUACUGCAAACUUUGAAUCAUCUCAUCAAGUCAAGAUCUGAAUACUCUAUAUGUGUCUGAACAUUAUUAUAUGGCUCUGUAUUACCUUCAUAUUGUAAUAAUUUUGUUUAUACUGUAUAAUUGCAUUGCUAUUGUGUUUGUAUGCUAUGUACAAAGAAUGAUUAAUAAAUUUGGUUUAAGAUUGGAUUGGAAAAAAAAAUUGACGUCAAAAUGAUUAUGAUAGUUUUGAGUUUCAGAGAUUAAUAACUUCAAAAUCAUGCAACACUGUAUCAAUCAAAAGAAUGUGAAUGUAAGAAAAACAAAACUGUAAAACUAUGUAUGAGUCACUUGCUGAGUAAUUUGUUUUGGGUAUGAGGUACAUCAGUUUUGUACUUUAUACACACACAGUGUAUUCCAGACAGGAAAUGAACUACAAAGCCAUAAUUCAUUUCUUCAUUGUAUACAUUUUAUGUUUGUAAAGUUGAACUUCGUUCGCUUGAACUCGACGGGACCAGCAAAAUUUGUGCAAGUUAUUGGUAGUUCAAGCCAUCAAACAAAAUGCUCUGUAUAGGGAUUUUGCCAGGACCUGACGUUGAGUUCAAGUGUGGGUGGUGUUCGGAUUACCUGAGUUCGAGAGUGAACGAAGUUUGACUGUAUAUGUAUUAUAUUUGCAUGAUUGGUGUAAGGGUCAACUUGAAUCUCAGUGAAGACUUUGAUUUUUGUCAUUUUGAAAUGAGAUAAUGAAAUAUAGAUACUAUAAACUUAGAAAUUAUUUUGGACUUUGUAAAUUAGCAAAAUCAGCAAGGAUAUUAUAUUCCAAACUUAUACAGUCAAGAAAUAGUGCUAGAUAUAUUUUAUACAAUAAUAUCACUGUCAAGAUACCAGCAUUUAUAGAUGUAAAGAUUUCAGUUGACGGAAAAACACGAAAUAUUACCAUUGCCAACAUUACUUGGUCUACAGUAGUCUAAAUUGAAUGAUGCAUAGUUGGUUUUUGUGUGUUUAAUGUUUAUGACUUUAUUGUGCAAGUGUCUUAAUUGUACAGUUUGAAUUGUUAUGGUUAAGUGGAGAAGAAAAUAUCAAAUUUUAUUUAAUGGAAAUGUCUCUGUUAAAGUUUACUUACUCAGAAAAGUUUCAAAGUAUCCUUGUAAGAUACAUUAACAACACUUUAAUGCAAAUAAGGAGACAAAGUGAAUCUUCCACUCCCACGAGUAGCUGAAAAGGAAAUCCCACUACUGUUGAGAUAUGUAAAAAAAGAGGUUCUAUCGAGGUUCUGAAUAUAUUGCAAGUCAGGGGUGGGAUUCCCUUAUCAGCAACUUCAGGGUAGACUUAUUUUCUCACCAUUUGUUUUAGGAUUAUUUCUAUGUUUUUAUGUGAAAAAUUAUGCACCCACUAUAUAAAAUGGCUUAUUUAGAUACAGUAGUCGUUGACUGGUGUGAGACAGUCUUAUUUCGCACUGGUUUGUUAGUUGGGAUACCAUGUUUUAAAGGUGAGAAAAUCAUUAUUCUACACAAGUUUUCAGAAUGUCAGAUAAACAUUUUAUAGUGGACUACAUUUACAUUUGUUAUUAUUUGUGUAUGUAUAUAUUUGUGGAAUUCACGAUUGAUUGUGUAUGUAUAUGACCAUGCAGUGACUGAAAGAAAGAGAUAAUGUUUUUGUAUUUUUGCCAUCUUAAAAGAAGAAGCAAAUAUUGUUUAUUGUUUUGCUGAAACUGAAUAGUUUUAUUAAACGCCUAUUUCUAUACAAUGACGUAUUCAGUGGUGUUGUACAUAAUAAUUAUAAUAAUAAUAAUAACUUAAUUUAAACAAACAGUCAUGACUGCACCUUGCCCCCUGAGGCCAUUUUACCCCUAUUGCCGAAUACCAGUGCUUAAAGCCUUACAUGGUACGCCCAGACGGGCUGCAUAUAGAGGUUCAAACCCCACGGUUAAUGGUGCCAUCAUUUAUUAUUUUAAAAAAAGAAAUACUACACACUGCCCUACCCAUAGAGCCUGUACCAGCAAGUACAUUUAAUUUAACAAACCGUGAAAAUAUAAAUGUUGAAAUGUAAAAACUUUAACACAGGUGCUCUGCCAAUAUGACAGCUAUACAUGAAAGAAAAGUAUCUUAAACUCAAUCCUUGCUUUCACAGGCAACCAAUGUAAGUUUGAAACUGUCAGAUUUCUUCCUGUUUAGGACAAGUUUUGGGCACAUGUUUUGAAUACGUUUACUGUUAAUACAUUGGCAUGCCUAGGUGUCCUUUUGUAGAGCAGUUGGUUUGUGACGCUUGAACUGCAGCAGUCAAACUUAAUAGGAUCCUGUGUGUAGUAGAUCACAUAUAUAUUUUUGGGGGUCAGAAGGGUAAAGGUCAAGUUCACAGUGACCUUCAGAGGCUUCAGACAGAAAAAGGUUUCCAAUCAGUAAUUGAGAUUGUUUGAGCCUCGGUCAGUCUAUCUUCCUAAGGUGAUUGUCUGUAAUCAGCAGAGGAUGUUUUUUGUUUCGGGGUCAGUGGUUAAAAUUUAUAAAUUACUUGGUGCUGAAAAAUAUACACCUAAUUACAUCCAACAGGCCAUCAUGGGAAGGUUUGUUAUGUUAAAAAUAGAUCUUGCACUGUGAAAUUUUUAGUGAAUAUGUAGCAGAUAUGUUUAAAAUAAAUAAUAAAAGUGCCAUAUUUUUGUAUUAAAAUUAAAUAUUAAA
Mercenaria mercenaria is the source of this 5736-nucleotide messenger RNA. Its product is annotated as alpha-N-acetylglucosaminidase-like. Bases 277 to 2763 code for a protein of 828 amino acids. The record is from RefSeq and is a predicted model, not a curated record. The transcript has 25 exons. NCBI's taxonomy places the organism in Eukaryota, Metazoa, Mollusca, Bivalvia, Venerida, Veneridae.